This is a messenger RNA of Grosmannia clavigera kw1407, 780 nucleotides long. RefSeq names its product methyltransferase type 11. Lineage: Eukaryota; Fungi; Ascomycota; Sordariomycetes; Ophiostomatales; Ophiostomataceae. The transcript has a single exon. The record is from RefSeq and is a predicted model, not a curated record. The coding region runs from base 1 to 780 and encodes 259 amino acids.
AUGUCUGCAGGAAACGAGCGGUUCAACAGUGAGGCGGCCACAUGGAACGAGAAGCCCGACGUGGUGCGCGGCGCUGGUCUCGCCUUUGCGGCCAUCCUCGCGCUCCGGCCUGAUCUUGACGAGGCCAAGGCGCACGGGACGGCGGCGACGAAUGGGAUUGACGUGCUCGAAAUUGGCUGCGGCACUGGCCUGCUCGCCCUGCAGAUGGCGCCGUACGUGCGCUCAAUCGUCGCCGUGGAUGCAGCACAGGGCAUGAUUGAUGUUUUGAGGCAGCGACUGGCCGAAACGCCCGAAGCUGCCAACAUUUCGUCGCUGUGUGCCAUUCUGGAGGAUCCAGAAGACCCAGUUCUGCCGCCAGCAGUGGAAACAGUGACUGGCUCUGGUUCCGCGGGUCCUCGCCGCAAGUUUGACCUCAUCACGAGCCAUCUGGUUCUUCACCACAUCCCCGAUCAUGCAGCCCUGCUGAAAACGCUUCACGGCUGUCUCAAGCCGGGUGGCCAGGUUGCCCUGACCGACUUUGAGGACUUUGGACCAGAGGCCCGACGCUUCCAUCCAGAAGACAGGAUGGCUGGUGUCGAGCAUCACGGCAUCAACGCUGCCCUGUUUGCCCGCCAGAUGAGGAACUCCGGGUUCGAAGACGUGGUCGUGAAGCCGGAAUGGACCAUGGACAAGAUGGUCGAGCAUUUCCCGGGCCAGUUUGCAAAUGGCAAGCCAGAGAACGGAGGAGACACCCUCACGUUUCCCUUUCUGCUCUGCAAGGGCACAAAAAGGCGACUGUGA